AUGACGGAUUCGGCUUCGACGACCCUAAUACCGUCGUCUCCCCCAAGUCCUUCAACCGAAACAACUUCCCUGCUACCAAAGCCUGCUUCCUGGUAUCCCGAAGAUGAUUCCUCGUGGUAUAGGCAAUGGCUAUCGGAGACAUGGCUCCUCACAAAGACUUCGGUGCCGGUCAUGCUAGCGUACACUUUACAGAACAGUCUUCAGACCGUCAGCGUACUCAUCGUGGGUCGCCUAUCCCCCGAGGCUCUCGCAACAGCAGCCUUCUCGUACAUGUUUGCCAUGGCUACUGGCUGGCUGGUGGCAUUGGGAGGCACAACGGCGCUUGAUACGCUUGCCUCGAGUAGUUUCACUGGGUCUACUAACAAACACGAUCUUGGAAUCCUGCUUCAGCGCGGCAUUCUCGUUUUAAGUAUCUUCUAUGCCAUCAUCGCAGUCAUCUGGGCAUGCUCUGAGCCGAUCUUUCGUGCCCUUGGUCAAGAGGAGUUCAUAUGCGUCCAGUCCUCGCACUUCCUCCGCAUACUGAUCCCCGGCGGCCUGGGAUAUGUCUGGUUCGAGUGUAUGAAGAAGUAUCUCCAAGCACAAGAAAUCUAUCGCCCCGGUACGUACGUGCUCCUGAUAACAAGUCCGCUGAGCGCUGGGCUGAACUAUCUGUUCAUUCACACCUUCGACAUGGGACUGUACGGCGCGCCGCUCGCGACGGGCAUCGCCUACUGGAUUUCGUUCCUGCUUCUCGUUCUAUAUGCAGUCAAAGUCAAAGGGCAUGAGUGUUGGGGAGGCCUCGCGCUCCGUAAGGCGGCAAAUCCUAAGCAACUUGUGCCCUUUGCGCGCCUUGCUCUGCUAGGUUUCAUACAUGUCGGCACCGAAUGGUGGGCUUUCGAGAUCGUGGCCCUAGCGGCUGGCAGGCUGGGCAAAAUUCCUCUUGCCGCGCAGAGUGUGAUCAUGACUGCCGAUCAGAUCAUCAACACGAUCCCUUUCGGUCUCGGCGUCGCGGCGAGUGCGAGGCUGGGCAACCUGCUGGGAGCACGUCGACCAAGGGAUGCAAGGCGUGCCGCGCAUUGUGCAGCGAUUUUAUCGGUUCUGCUAGGUGCUCUGAUUUUGGCAGUACUUAUGGGCACGAAGGACGUAUUUGCGCGCAUUUUCAACGACGACGAAAGAGUGGUGAAACUAGUGAGUCAAGUUAUGCCAUUCGUGGCGCUAUUCCAAAUUGCAGAUGGCCUGAACGGAUCGUGUGGCGGUUCUCUGAGAGGUAUGGGACGGCAAUGGGUUGGAGCUCUGGUGAAUUUGGUUUCCUACUAUGGUGCCGCGCUCCCAGUAGGCAUCUGGUUGGCAUUCAAUGGCUGGGGCCUCCAAGGGCUCUGGAUCGGACAAUGUGGUGCACUAUAUCUAGUAGGUGUCCUAGAGUGGGUUAUUGUAGGACUGUGUAACUGGGACAAAGAAGUGAAGAGAGCGUUGGGAAGAUUGGAAGAUGGCGGAUCGGAAGAUGUACAUAGAAGAAUGGUUGAGUUCAGUCUGUAA
Molecule: messenger RNA, 1515 nt
Organism: Truncatella angustata
Lineage: Eukaryota; Fungi; Ascomycota; Sordariomycetes; Amphisphaeriales; Sporocadaceae
Product: MATE efflux family protein
Exons: 2
Coding region: 1-1515 (504 amino acids)
Biological process (GO): xenobiotic detoxification by transmembrane export across the plasma membrane
Cellular component (GO): membrane
Molecular function (GO): xenobiotic transmembrane transporter activity; antiporter activity
Source: RefSeq, a predicted model, not a curated record